UUUUUUAACUGCAAAAGGAUGGCAUUUAGAAUUUUCCUUAGAAAAUCUGCAACCAAAAUAUGAACGUCAAAUCUGGAAUCUCGGAAACAACCUUGAAAAUUAAAACAUUUUCUUCUUUUUCAAUUUUCGUUGCCAAUCUUCCACUUAUCCAUUAUUAUUAGUAUCAUUACUUUUGAGAUCAUUUUUCCAUUUAUUUUUCACCAAGUUUCUAAUAAUAGCUAUUCUGAUAACUGAUAAUGAGCUUCAAGCUUUUAGAGAGGUCUAUAAGGCACACUUUUGUCACCGUUUCCAAAAUUGUCGAAUCAACUGGCAAAAAUAAAUGUUAGCAAUGUCCAGUAAUGCCAAAGUUCACUGUCUAUUUCUAAUCUCAUUCAUCUUAUCUUUUUCUUUUCUUGCUCUCAAAUCCUCAGAGCUAAUUGUCAGAGCCAGAGCAAUAAUAGGUCUGUUCUUUUGCGUUGCUGAACGUGCUAAAGUAGAUUUUUUCCCGGCAUGAUGUAAACAGAGAAAGUUACACAAAAAAAUCAAGUUCAGCAGGUCUAGAAUCACACCCACACCACACACCACACAAACGAACAAGCCACAACGAUGAUGCACGACAGUGACACUAGUGACAGUCAAUAUGUCAUAAGUCAUGAUGUGUAGUCACGUGUUUUAUUGUUUUGACAAUUUGACAUAUGGAAUGUGGAUAUUUAUUUUUUGGUAAACAAACCUCCUAACACAAAAUAAGAAUUAUUUCUUUCAGGGGUGCAAUUUGGUAUCGGUAGCAUACCCGAAACUGAAUGUUUGGUAGCCAAGAAUUUGCCUACCCAAUAAUAUUCGUCUGCUUUUACAUUGUGAUUUAUUUUUUGCUGAAACUCUUCAAUGAUGAACGUCAACAUAGCGAACAUGAAGCCGAUUAGCAGUUCGAUCCACAUUACCGAAACAACUCUUCCUACAGGAAUCAUCUUCAAGAAUAAGCAUCUGCUUACGAAUAUAAAUUGUUGGCAUAAAUUCAUCGUUAUUAGCAAUGUAGAAAACCAGUCACGUGAUACAGUCUUAGGGGCUAUUUUGGACCACGUUCAUCCCCUUGAUUUGAUACCAGUCGCUUACUUUACUGACAAAAAAGGUUGUCAUUUCGUAGCAAGAAAUUGUGGUCCGGCUAUUCAGAAAUUAUGUAAUGACAAUCUAGUUGUUCCUAAUGGCCAAAGACCAUUGAGACUGGAAAUUAUUUUAAAAUUUGCUACCACCAAUGAGUUUAAAAUAGAUGUACAGAAAAAUAUCAUGAGUGUUUUGAGUAGGCGAUAUGAUACAGCUACAAAAACGUUGAAUUUGAUAAGGUUUUAUGAAGACGCAGAAUUGACAGAGUUUUGUCCCCUUUCACAGCCAAAAAUUAUGUUUUUCGUUCUACAUCUGUCUAAAAAUUUAGUACCAAUUCCGGAAAAGUUUUUGAUGCAGGAUAAUAGGAUAAAAAUUUUGAAUCCUCUUGAAGCUAUUGGCGGUCAUACUAUGAGUGUGAAAAUGUUGGAUUUGAGAAAUAACUGGUUGACUACUACUAAGGCCUUACAAACUUUGAAAACAUUCAAAUUGUCAGAGUUGUAUUUGGAUGGUAAUCCUCUGUGUGAAAAUUUGAGCAAUGAAGAAUAUGUUGAUCAAGUCAAAACAUAUUGUAAACAUUUGGAAAAACUGGACGGACUUCCCUUGAAUUGUGGACCGUUCCCUAGACACAAGAAAAAUUUCCUUUGCAACGAAGAAGGUGUAAAUUUGGUAAACAAAUUUCUGGAACACUACUUCUCGAUAUAUGAUUCACACAAUCGAAAAAUGAUCAAGGAUCUUUACCAUAAAGAUGCCCUCUUUUCGCUCAACACGCUGUACAUCAACGGACAACUUUCAUCAGCAACAACAAGGUUAUUCAAGUACAACAGUAUAUCUAGGAAUUUGCAUAAACUGGCAGAUUUCUCAAGACAAAGCAAGUUUUUAGUACGAGGGAAUGUGGAUAUAGCAAACGUUUUGGGUAACUUACCCGCCGUUGAACACGAUCCAUUCUCCUUUUAUGUGGAUCUAAUGUACUAUACUUGCAGGUGCGCCGUGAUCGGCGUGUCGGGCACGUUCCGCGAGCUGCCCGACAGCCUGUUGGACUCGGAGAAGCUGUACGGCUUCCGGCGUACUUUCGCCGUCGAGAUAGCGGACGGCGACGGCCGCUGCUACAUCGUCAACGACGAGAUGCACGUGCACAACGCCCUCUCCUGGCAGGUCGUCGACUCCUUCAAGGUGGCCAAGACGAUCCUCCCCGAUCUGCUGCGGCCGCCGCAGUCCGAGAAAGAGCACCAACAGAUGGUCGAGACCUUGAGAAUCGUCACGAACAUGAACACGGAUUGGUCCAGAAAGUGCCUAGAAGAAUGCCAUUACGACUUGAAAAGUGCCCUUGGACUCUUCGUGGACUUGUACAAGGGUGAUAAGAUACCUCCUGAAGGGUUUGUAGGAUAUAAAAGAAAGUGAAUUUAUUAUAAGUAAGUGUGAAACGAAUUUCUCUGAUGUACCAUUCAGUAUGUUUACUGUGUCGAUUAUUUUGUAAUAUUUGCAAGAUAUUGUUGUCUUUUAUCAAAGAUGUGAGUGUCAUCACAG
Molecule: messenger RNA, 2601 nt
Organism: Phaedon cochleariae (mustard beetle)
Lineage: Eukaryota; Metazoa; Arthropoda; Insecta; Coleoptera; Chrysomelidae
Source: the annotation of a GenBank genome assembly